Molecule: messenger RNA, 615 nt
Organism: Malassezia globosa CBS 7966
Lineage: Eukaryota; Fungi; Basidiomycota; Malasseziomycetes; Malasseziales; Malasseziaceae
Exons: 1
Coding region: 1-615 (204 amino acids)
Biological process (GO): post-translational protein targeting to membrane, translocation
Cellular component (GO): Sec62/Sec63 complex
Source: RefSeq, a predicted model, not a curated record
AUGGCGCUUUCUAUCUUUGUUCCUAUUGCGUACAUUGUGACGCUGUUUGUGUCGCUUUCACUAUUUUCCAAGGUGUACCGGAGACGGGCGCUCCGGGUGAUGCAAAGAUACCAGGCUGUGUCAUCGCAAGAGGCUGAAAUCCAGCCUGAUCGUGCAAUCUUCAAAGCAUUGAGUGAAAUUCAAGGCAAUUAUCCUAAUGAGCCAGCGGACUCCGAUGAGUGGAUCGUACCGCGGCAGACUCUCCAAGCAGCUCUUCUCGCACGGGCUGUGGCUGUUCUCCGAAGCAUGAGCUCGUUGCGUCUCGAUAAACAAGCGCUUCAAUCCUUGCUAGACCGUGGCUCGCUCGGAGAUGAUGCAGCGACCAUGCUCGAAGCAAAAGAGGGAGAAGUACGGGCAGAAGCGUUUGAUGUCGUACGGGAGGCGAACCGCUUUCACCCGGCUUGGGGCAAGCUCAUAUUUGAGACUGCCAACCAUAUUUCGACAAACCUUACAUAUCGAGAUGUACUACUCAACAUCCAUAAGCAGCGUGAAGAAGAGGUCGCAAAAAUGCGCCAGAUGGGCCUUGAAGCCCCGAAGCUGAAAUUUGCAGUCAAACCUGUCGUAGUGCCUGCAUAA